Acinonyx jubatus (cheetah) is the source of this 2307-nucleotide messenger RNA. It is a transcript of the gene CD3H22orf15, whose product is annotated as chromosome D3 C22orf15 homolog. The record is from RefSeq and is a predicted model, not a curated record. Lineage: Eukaryota; Metazoa; Chordata; Mammalia; Carnivora; Felidae. The coding region runs from base 746 to 1462 and encodes 238 amino acids. The transcript is spliced from 3 exons.
AGCAGGAGGAAGAGGAGGCCAGGCGUCCUGAACUAGCUGCAGAGACCCCUCUAGGCUGGUGGAGCCCAGCUCCAACGGUGGCCAAGCAAGAACCUAAGCCUGGAUCCACCCACCCAUUCCCAAACACUAUGCACGUUUCCUGGCAGGGCCCCACCCAGAAUAGAUCUCAGCCCCAGAUCCUUCCUUAGUCAGGAAGUUGGAGGUUAGGGGAUCGAAGCCCACACAUCUGUCUACUCUCCCCUGCAGAGGCAUGUUUAUCACAGUGAUGUUUGGAGGUAAGCGGGAUCCCCUGUCCUGAGACAGGUCGGGGGAGAGUACAUUCAGAGGCUUGCUUUCCUCCGCCCUAGGGGAGGGUGGGGAGGCAGUGUGAGGAAGGGGGGUGCACUUGGGUAAGGGGAUGGGGGGUUUAGGGAAACAGCUCUAUGAGAAGACAGAGCAAAUGCUUGGAGUCCCUUGAGGGGAAACGCUGGUGGCUGGGUUGUGGGAAAUUCCAGUGGGCUCCUCUAGGAGAACACCCACCACACCACCACAGAGCAUGUUGUUAAAUUACACAGUCUCUAAUUCAGUCAGUUGUCUUCAAGCUUCAGGGCACAUUAGGCACCUAAAGCUCUAGCCACACUUAAAGAUUUCCGGACUUCUGGUGGCAGGUGGGGCUGGGGUAGGAGAAUGGGGGGGUCUGGUGCUGGAGAGAAGUCCUGUGUAGAGGCGGCGCUGGAGUGGGAGGGGGGAACCCAAUGCAGGAGGCAUGAGCUAUGUGCCCUGGUCACUGACAUCUCAGAAGAUGGGUGGAGGAGGGUACAGUCUUAAUCUUGGAGACCUGUUCCCUCCUCGGGUUACAGAAGAGAUGAAAGCGAGACAGAUGGUCCCAGACUGGGAGAAGCAGAGGGUCCCAUUCACUCACCUCUGCCCUGUCCCUACAGCUGGCUGCUGGGAGCUGGUGAACACUUGGUGCAGCCUGGUGACACUCACUGCCCACUUGAGGCAGAGGGGGCAGGUGCCCCCAGAUGCGACCAUUGCCCUCCUGGCUGAGGAUGGGCACCUGGUGAGCCUGGAUGAGGGGGCUUCCCAGGCCCCUUCCAUGGGCAGCCCCCUGCUGCAGGAGCAUGGGACCUAUGUCCUUGUGCAGAUCAUCAAGGGGGAGGAUGGGGCGCCCACCCGCUACGAGUCCCUACUGGAGAACCUGGAUGACCAGUGUCCAGAGCUCGCAGGUGAGUCUCACGCUACAGCCCCAGGGGGAGGGUGCGCCUUCUCCCCAGCUCCCAUAGGUAGGGCUUCUUGGGCCUUCCAGAGGAGCUUCGCUGCCUGUCAGGCCUACAACCCACAAGUGAUGGCCGGAGGAGGCGCACGAGCACUCGGCGUGACCACCAGGAGCAAGGCCCCCUUUCAAAGCCACGAAGGAAGGGCUCCCUGCCAUCCAGGACCCGUUAGCUGGGGCCAGGAGCCAGGUAAGGAGGAGACAUAGACACCUGGAGGAAUGCUCACACCCAGAAGUCCCAGGGAACAGACUUAUGUGUGCUGAGAGGUAGACCCCAAACCCCCCUCCCCCAGAAAACCCCACACGCAGAAGUACAUACAAGCUAGAACACAGUGCACCAAGAGACAUUCCCACCACUCCACUGGGAUAUAAACGCCCAAGGGCAGGAACAUCCUCAGUGCCCCCAGAGAUAUUGAAUAGGGCCUGGCACACAGUAGGUGCUCAACACAGAGCUGGUGAACUCAAGGAAGGCAGUAGCACAGAGCACAUGAUAGUGAGGUCUGCCCUGGGAUCGAAGGGCCUGCUUCUCUGUUUCAGCAGGCCCUGUGACCUGGCACAUCACAGCCAAGUGGCUGAGCUGGACUCAGAUCCAAGGGGGUUGGCCAUGACCUCUGCCAUGUGUGAUCAGGCCCAAACAGAUAGCAGCCCAGUGGCAUUCUUCUUGCAGAAUCUGGAAUUACUGAGAAGCUGCCAUCAGCAAGAGGGGCAAGGUCACAGACCGGACGUGAGGCCACCAAGGGGGGGCCCCUAAGACGUGGGUGCAGAGAAGGGGAUCCAAAGGUGUGGGGGCAAGCAACCCUGACAGGGGGAGACAACAGGUUUAUCCAGGGAUUCCAGCACCUAGAGUCAGGUGCCCUUGGGGUCCCUGCUAACGACUCAUCCCUAUUUGGAUUGUCAAGGUCAUCAAAUUACAACAGGGCUCCUCCCCCUCCCACACCCAGGAUGCUGGCAUAAAGUGAAACAUUCCACCCCUCCGUUGGACAUCCAUCCAUGCCCCCUGACCCCACCCCAGCAGAUAAACUAAAUGAGAGGGCACACAGCAGGCUAUGGUC